This is a messenger RNA of Conger conger (European conger), 3699 nucleotides long. It is a transcript of the gene pdgfrb, whose product is annotated as platelet-derived growth factor receptor, beta polypeptide. The transcript has 23 exons. NCBI's taxonomy places the organism in Eukaryota, Metazoa, Chordata, Actinopteri, Anguilliformes, Congridae. The record is from RefSeq and is a predicted model, not a curated record. The coding region runs from base 293 to 3535 and encodes 1080 amino acids. Gene Ontology annotation, cellular component: signaling receptor complex. Gene Ontology annotation, biological process: cell surface receptor protein tyrosine kinase signaling pathway; protein phosphorylation; positive regulation of kinase activity. Gene Ontology annotation, molecular function: platelet-derived growth factor binding; platelet-derived growth factor beta-receptor activity; ATP binding.
UCAUUGGUGGACCCCCUCAGCUGAAAUUUGACUAAACAAACAGAGCGGACCUCACUCCAGGGAUACCCCUGACGGAGAAGCCUUGGAUUCUCAUCCCUCCGGAUUUGAGGAAUCUUCCCCGGCUCCUACAAAGCGAGCGGACUGGAAAGCGUUGCUCACACUUCAGGGUCGAGCGGGAGACGGAGCGACUCCAGGAGGACUCCACUGAGGGGGACUUACGCUUUAGGAGUCAGACCCCGUCAGCCAUCGGUGCCACUUCUGAAGAAUAUCAUCACGCAUCAUAUUUUCUACCAUGAUGAGAGGAAACUGUCGGGCAGCAAUGCCUCUAGCAGUCCUGCUUGCAGCCCUUCAGCUCUGCAGAGGCAGCCACGGCCUGGAGAUCACGCCCGGGGGCGACGUCUCCGUUCUCAACAAGGGCGCGAGCUUCUCCGCCAAAUGCCGGGGAGGGGGCGCGGUGACCUGGAAGCACAGCCACCCGACGGCGACGGGCAUCCGGGUCACGAACGGGCCCACCUACAGCACCCUCACCUUGGAGAACGUGGCGUGGAACCACACGGGCGUGUACACCUGCGCUGAACCUGACGCGGGCGACACCCGAGAGAUCUCGGUGUUCGUUCCAGACGAUAAGGUUUGGUUCCUCCCGGAGGAGUACCACAUGGUGAUGAAGAACAACGACGAGGGAACGAUUCCCUGCAUGGUGACGGACCCUCGGAUAAAGGUCUCGCUGUACGAGGGCACCACCCACACUCGUCUGGACGGGGCGUACCAUCCGCUCAAGGGGUUCACUGCCCGCCUGGAGGACAUGACCUACUUCUGCAGAGCAGAGCUCAACGGGGAGACCAAGGACUCCAUCCAGUUCUACGUCUACACCAUCACGGUGCCGGAUUCCAUAGAGGCCCACGUCAACGCCUCCCAGACCGUGCUCAAACAGGGGGAACCACUACUCGUCCACUGCACCAAUCACGGAGCGGAACUGGUCUUCUUCUCCUGGGAAUACCCACACGCGGAAGGCUCGGAGGUCGAACCCCUGACCGACUUCCUCUCGACCACGAUCAUGCGUUCCACGCUCUACUUCCCCAACGUCUCCCUGGACAACUCCGGCUCAUACGUGUGCAGGGUGCAGGAGAACAUGCUUGACCACACGGCCUCGGACAGCAUCGACAUCCACGUCGUGGAACAAGGCUUUGUAGAGCUCAGUUCGUCCAGCGGCAAGAACAUCUCAGCCAAGCUAGACGAGCGGACUGACAUCAGUGUGCGGAUUGAGGCCUAUCCCAAGCCCAGGAUUCAAUGGACCAAGGACCAGGGCGAUCUCCAGGGAGAUACUAUCUCCAUAGAAACCGAGCAACUGGAGGAGAGCAGCACCUAUAUCAGCACCUUGACUCUGUUUAGAAUCAGGAAGGAACAGCGAGGUCUAUACACUAUUACUGUCUCCAAUGAGGAUGCUGUCAAGGAGCUGACCUUUGACCUGGAGGUCAAAGUUCCCCCACAGAUAGUGGACUUGUCAGACCAGCAGCUGGCAGACAGGAGGCACAGUGUGGUUUGUGUGGCAGAGGGGGUUCCCCCACCUCAGGUCCAGUGGUUCAGCUGUGACAGCAUGAAGAAAUGCAGUAACCGGACCACGCCAUGGCAGCCGCUCCUGGAAGACCCCGAAAACAUCGACGUCCAGACCAACGUGAGCUACAACGCCACGGGCAAGAUCGGCCAGACACGGAGCUCUCUGGCCUUCAGGAACCUGCAGCGCGUGAUCUCCGUCCGCUGCCUGGCCACCAACGAGAGGGGACAGAGAGAGAGGGACAUCAAGCUGGUCUCGCACACGCUGUUCUCCCAGGUGGCUGUGCUGGCGGCCAUUUUGGCUCUGGUGGUUCUGGCUGUGAUCUUCAUCAUCAUCCUCAUCGCCCUGUGGAGGAAGAAACCGCGCUACGAGAUCAGGUGGAAGGUGAUCGAGUCUGUGAGCUCUGACGGACACGAGUACAUCUACGUGGACCCCAUCCACCUGCCCUACGAUUCGGCCUGGGAGGUCCCACGCGACAGCCUUAUCCUCGGUCGUACCCUGGGGUCAGGGGCCUUCGGGAGGGUUGUGGAGGCCACAGCCUACGGCCUCGGACACUCUCAGUCCACCACCAAAGUCGCCGUCAAGAUGCUUAAAUCCACGGCGAGGCGGAGCGAAACGCAGGCCCUGAUGUCCGAGCUGAAGAUCAUGAGCCACCUGGGCCCGCACCUGAACAUCGUCAACCUGCUCGGGGCCUGCACCAAACAAGGCCCAAUCUACCUGGUAACAGAAUACUGUCGCUAUGGCGACCUGGUGGACUACCUGCACCGGAACAAGCACACCUUCCUGCAGUACUACGCCGACAAGAGCCGCCGGGAUGCGGAUAUGUGCGGCAACGGCGUUCCCGACGGCAAAGGGUACGUGUCCUUCGGCAACGGCUGUGACGGGAACUACAUGGACAUGAGCAGGGACGGGAGCACACAGUACAUGCCCAUGAAGGAGCUCAACGACAUCAAGUACGCCGACAUCGAGCCCUCGGCCUACGAAACGCCCUACCAGCAAGGCCUGUACAGCGGACAAGGUGACGAGCCUUCAGACACCACCCUCGCCCUCAGCGACUCGCCUGUCCUCAGCUACACCGACCUGGUGGGCUUCAGCUACCAGGUGGCCAAGGGCAUGGAGUUCCUGGCGUCCAAAAACUGCGUUCAUCGGGACCUGGCUGCGAGGAACGUGCUGAUCUGCGAGGGGAAGCUGGUGAAGAUCUGCGACUUCGGCCUGGCCAGAGACAUCAUGCACGACUCCAACUACAUCUCCAAGGGCAACACCUUCCUGCCCUUGAAGUGGAUGGCGCCAGAGAGCAUUUUUCACAACCUGUACACCACUCUGAGUGACGUCUGGUCCUUCGGUGUCCUGCUGUGGGAGAUCUUCACUCUGGGUGGGACACCCUAUCCUGACCUCCCAAUGAACGAGCUGUUCUACGGCGCUCUGAAAAGAGGGUACAGGAUGGCCAAACCUGCCCACUCGUCAGACGAAGUUUACGACGUUAUGCGGAAGUGUUGGGACGAGAAGUUUGAGAAGAGGCCGGAUUUCUCCUACUUGGUCCACACAGUGGGGAAUAUGCUAACUGAGAGCUAUAAGAAGAAAUACUGCCAGGUGAACGACACCUUCCUGAAGAGCGACCACCCGGCGGUCGCCCGCACCAAACCCCGGCUGACGGGACCGCUGACGGGACCGCUGGCGCUCCCCAACGGGUCGCCCCUGGGCAUCAGGCGAGAGGCCGAGGGGGAGGAGGCGCUGGCUGCCUACAACGAGUACAUCAUUCCCAUCCCAGACCCCAAGCCGGAGGACAGCUACGAGGAGGCCCUCACGCUCACGGAAGGCUCCUCCGGUGACAGGUCCCAGGACCUCGACGAGCAGAGUGACACCCUCUCCCUGGAAAUGUCUGUCACCAUUCCAGAGGAGGAUAAGCCCCACCCCACCCAGGAGAAGGAGGCGGAGCCAACGGAAUGCCAGGGAACUCCGGACGUGGAAGACAGCUUCCUGUAGAUACACAGCGAAGGGCCAGGUCACCGACACAACCUGUCCCAUUCUGGAGCCAAAAUGGAGGGCUAUUUCCCUUAACCCUCAUGUCGUCUUAAGGGCCAAAAAUUACCAGCCACUAUGUUUAACAGCAGAGAAAACCCCGAAAUUAUCUUUUUUUCAACUUGAAA